UUUCACUUGAUCGAUAUUUCAUUUUCCCAGUGUGACAGAACAACUUUUGUGUGUUUAACCCUUAUAUAUACAUAACGAAAAAAGAAAAAUAAACAAAAUGUUUAAGGAGCUCGUUUUGUGGAUGCACCGUAUGGCCCACGACUUUUGCUUGGCUCGUCCAGUGACUCCGCCACCUCGGCAUGGCUGUCGUGUGCCAGUGAAGAACGGCUUCUUUGCCAACUUGAUUUUCUUUGUGGCCAUCGUUACGCCGCUGUACUUUUGCCUGCUGAAGGACGUGAUCGCCAUGAUCACCGGGCCCAAGAAGCGCUAGUUUCCCAAGGACCUCACCCGUUUCAAGUCAUAGCUUGGUCAGUCAGUGUAGUUAGUGUUCAAUAUCACCCCCAAAUACAUUUUGUGGCAUCGCCUGCGAGCACUCA
Molecule: messenger RNA, 416 nt
Organism: Drosophila biarmipes
Lineage: Eukaryota; Metazoa; Arthropoda; Insecta; Diptera; Drosophilidae
Exons: 2
Coding region: 98-310 (70 amino acids)
Source: RefSeq, a predicted model, not a curated record